Molecule: messenger RNA, 2682 nt
Organism: Linum tenue
Lineage: Eukaryota; Viridiplantae; Streptophyta; Magnoliopsida; Malpighiales; Linaceae
Source: the annotation of a GenBank genome assembly
UUGCGGGAAAACAAGCCUAAUGCUAGGAGAGGGAGUGAGCAAAGAGAAAUAAGGUCAAAAUAAGGUAGCAAGUGAAUAAGGUAAAGGAACAGCAAAAAAGAAGAGUUCAGUGGGCAGCAGCAGUAAAAGCUCUGCACCGUACAAUCUUCAGAGAGAAAGAAAGGGAGAGGGAGAGUGUCAGGUGGUGCAGGUGCAGGUGUGCAGAUCAGAGGGCCAGGCAUUGCAUUGGCUUCAGACACCCACACCCACCAACUUUUCCUCUCUUCCCCUUUCUCUUUUCACAGUGUCUUUAUUUAAUGCACUCUUCUUUGGGUUCUCAAGUUUUAUGGGUUUCCGCAGAGUUGUCAGAGACAAAGCGCUGCCAAAAACAGGCAGCUUGCUCCUGCCACCCAACGCAGCAGCUGCUUGCCUGCAGCAGGCCAGGCAGUCAUAAUAUGACUACAGUCCCCACCUCCUACUCUCCCUCUGCUCUGCACCAUUAUAUCUUGUCAGGCAGGCAGGCAGGCAGCUGCACCACCUCCACCAUUAUCAAUCAGCAGCAGCAUUAGUUUCUAAUCGUUCUUUCUUUUCCCUCUGCAAGUAUGCUUUCUUUCUUCCCUUUCUUCCCUUUUACCUUCCCUCCCUUCAAUCACACAAAAGAUUCUGCAAAGCUCAAACGGUCCCUGAAAUAAAUAUACCUACUCUACCUCCUCUUCUCUAUUUCCCUUCUCCUUCUCCUACUUCUUCUUCUAUCAACCUUUUAAGUUCUUCAUAUAAUAAAGUGGGGAAUCUCAAAUCAAACACCAAAACCCAAUUCCCUUUUCUCCUUCCAGUAGUUCAGUCCCCCCGCUUCUCUUCUUCUUAUUAUCCUUCUCUUCUUCUUAUUAUCUGGUAUUCUUGCUCUCCUGCUGCGCGUGACGUGAUGAGCGGAAGAAGCAGCAGGUUCCCCUUCACUGCAAAUCAAUGGCAAGAGCUAGAGCAUCAAGCAUUAAUCUUCAAAUACAUGGUAUCAGGAAUCCCCAUCCCACCUGAUCUCCUCUUCACCAUCAAAAGAAGCUCUUCUUCCUCUCCUUGCAGCAGCUUCGACUCCGCAGUUCUCUCCUCCAAGCUCUUCCCUUCUCAAUCUCCCCACGUGGGAUGGAGCUGCUUCCAGUUGGGUUUGGGGAGGAAAAUAGACCCGGAGCCAGGGAGAUGCAGAAGAACCGACGGCAAGAAAUGGAGGUGCUCGAAAGAGGCAUACCCAGAUUCCAAGUACUGCGAGAGACACAUGCACAGAGGUAAAAACCGUUCAAGAAAGCCUGUGGAAGUUGCUGCUGCUACUAAUGCUACUACUACGACCCUAUCAAUGACCAACAACAAGAACUCAACAUCAUCAUCAUCAUCUCCAACACUAGCCAACCAUUCCUCCCCUUAUGCUCACACCUCCCUUUCGUUGCUCUCUUCUUCUUCGGCUGCUGAUGACCACCAUGAUCAUCGUCUUCACCAAUCCCACUACCAAAAUCCUCCUUCUACUUACAACCACCAUCACCUACUUUCUCCCUCUCACCCAUCCGUCGCUGCUCGGCACCGCCCUCCCGACUCCACCAGCUUGCUUCUCGACUCUGCUGGGUACUGCUCCCUCACCACCGCGGAUUUCAGGAGCCGGAGCAUUUACGGGCUGAAAGAAGACGUCGAUCACGAGCGCGCAUUCUUCUCGGAGACAUCUGGGUCGAUGAUGAGAAGCGCCUCCGACGACCCAUGGCGACUGAGUCCACUGGGUAUCAACUCCUCGUCGUCGUCUUCAUCUUCCUCGUCGUCUUCGAAACAGAGGAGCUCGUCUGGGCUACAGAGCGAUUACUCGUACCUCCAGCUUCAGAGCAACCUGCAGAGCGAGGAGAGUUAUUCCACCAAGCAAAGUAACCAUGGGGACGGCAAGGGUCAAACCAUGCUCAGGUUCGACAGAGGAGGAGGAGGAGAAGAGCCCCAAAAGACAACGGUUCAUCGAUUCUUCGAUGAAUGGCCGCCCAAGAACAAGGAUCAGUCGCCGUCAUGGCUCGAUUUGGACAGCAGCACCAGGCUCUCCAUCUCCGUCCCCAAUUCAUCGUCGCUCGACUUCCCAAUCUUCAACUCCAGAGCCCAUCAUCAUCAUUGAUUAACGCUAAUCCUCCAUGGAUAGUUGGAGUGUUCUUCUUUUCUUUUAACUUUUUGCUUGUACUUGUGUUCCAGUUGGUGGUUGUGGACUUGUGGUGGAACAACCCUUUUGUAUUUUAUUUUGGUGGUUAGGUCUAAUCGUCUCAACAAUAUUCAGUUUCGGGGUAUAGCUACGCGUAGUCCAGAAGUGACUGCUACUCCCGUAGCAUAUAGUCCGAUGUUACAAUGUAUUAAUGUGUGUAUGUAUAUCUUAAGAGUGGUAAGACGAUUGGCCUAUAACUUCCUCGCGCAAGACGUAAACUAGAUCACGAAUACAAAAUUUUAAAUCCUGGAUUCGUCUCCGGGCGUGUGUAUUUGUGCAUGUAUGUAUCAAUCAGAAUCCAUGUAAUUGGAAUUUGCCUAACAAUUUAUGUGAUGUGGGGAUUGGAAGAGGAUCCUAUGUAUGUUUGUCUUACACUUAAUGUUGUUGUCAUGUUUCAGUUGAGAGCACAUUCAAAAGAAUUAAGAUGGGUAGAUAGAUUGAAUGACAGACAGACCAAAUCUGUACUAUGUUUUUGUUUGUUUGUUUGUUUA